UCGGACACGGUCGUCCGAAGCCGAAUCCAACGGCGCGCGCGUCUCCUCCCCUCCUCUCUCUCUCUCUCUCUCUCUCUCUCUCUCUCUCUCUCCACCGCCUUCCUUUUGACCACCCCGCCGUGCCGCCGCCUUCUACAAUUCCUCAUCGUCCGUGGAGCCACCCCUUCGCAAAUGCGCGAGCCCCCGGUUGCCCGACGCCCCGCCGGUCUCCUGGAGGUUCCGCGGUCGGGAUCGGUCGUCUGAGCUGCUGAGGGCGCGGAGGCGUUUAGUGCUUCUUGGGAGCCGGGAGGUGGUGGGGGCAGCUGGAAGGAAACAUGGACAUUCUGUGUGAAGUAUGCGGAGAUAUUGGUUUUAGGCAUCUUCUGCUAUGUUGCGGAGACUGCAAGCAUUCUGCUAUACACCAAUACUGUUUGGAGAAAGUUGUCUUUGAUGCUUCAUUAAUAGAGUGGUUCUGUUACGAAUGCCUACAAAGGCGUGGUGAAGUUACUUGUAUCAGAUCUCUAGAGAAGGUGCCAAGUGAAAGGCCGUCAAGUAAUGCUCAUUUUGGUUCUAUAGUACAUCAGCCAAUUACCAAGAGAGUGGAGUCAGCAAGAGAUGCAGUGCCAUGGAGAAAUAGAAAACGUAAAUCAUUUGUGUCCAAAUAUGCAUCUCACAACAAAAUUUAUUCGCCACGAAAGAAGCAUGCUAAAAAUAAGUCAAACAUGCCAUAUUCACCAAAUGAUGGUUGUGAGGAAGUGUUUUCCUGUUCUGGCAUAAAAAAUAUCCCAAGUGUUCAAGACAGAAGUGCAGAUUCCAUUGAUACUUCAAGCAUUUCUCAACAUGAUAUCACAGAACCAUCAGAAAGCAGUGAAAGAUUCACUGAGUAUCAGAAGGGUAGCUCCUAUCCUCGCGGGAAAAAUUUAAAGAUGGCUGCAGCAUCCUCAUCAUCUGAGGAGUCAGGAGAAGACAUUCCCUCAGAAAAUGUAUCUUUGGCAUCGGAUGAUCUUCAAUCACCCUUAGGGGCUGAUUAUGUUUUAUCAUAUAGAACUUAUCUAUCUAAAGCACAAAAGGUGAGAGUAAUGACGCUUAUCCAGGAAAUUCAACCUGAAUUCACUGUUUAUAUUGCAACCAUGCGGAAGACCAGUGUUCAACCUCCGGGUCCUUAUCUGGGAAUUACCAAGGAAUACGCAUUGGCACAUUGCCCAGAUAGAAGCACAACUGUCACACUUGAGAUGCCUGGUAAGAACAAGAAGUGGCAUCCCAAAUUCUACAAAAGAGACGAAAGUAGAAAGAACUUUCUUAUGGGGCAGUGGUUAGACUUUGUCCGUGACAAUCAUGUGCAGGAGGGAGAUAUUGUCCUCCUCUUACCUACAAAGGGUGGGAAUAGAUCUAUUUUUACGGUCUAUCUACUGCAUGAAACAGCAACUCAUUCUAGUAUGGCUUCAGAAGUCCAUAUUGAGGAACCAACAACAGGAGAACAUGCUUCCCAGGAAAGUGGUACGCUUGAAAUUCCUCAUGAAUCUUUGGAGAGCGAAGACUCUGAUAGUCUAUUUCUGCCCCCAUACUUUGUACCAUGCAAGAACCUUCUAUCUAAAUCCCAAAAGAGGAUUGUUGAAGAGCGAGUGAGAGCUAUCCGAUCUGAAGUUCCCCUUUGUGUAGCAGUAAUGAAAAACAACAAUGUCGGUGUCGCUCAGCGUUGGAUGCUAGAAUUAGGGUCACGAUAUGCUUCAGUGUAUCUUCCAACUAAAGGACAAACCUUGAUUCUCCAGUGUGGGGGGAAGACAUGGGAGGCCAAAAUGAUGUUUCAUAAUGGUAGGAGGUGGUUUAUUAAUGGAGGUUGGCCCAAUUUUGCUCGUGGCAAUGGCCUGCGUGUCGGCGAUAUCUGUCUAUUCGAACUGAAGAAGGAGGAGAAGCUGCUUACUAUGGCGGUCCAUAUCAUUCGCAAGGAGCUGUUUUAGUUCGCCGCAGAUGAAAAAGAUGAAAAAUGUGCCCUGUUCUUUCUGUUUGUACUCUGGGCCUUAGUUUGCUUGUUUUUGUGCUCUGAAGUUAAUGCAUGUUUUAGGCUGAUCUCCGCAAGGAGUUAGAAACGAAACUGUAACAUCUGUUGCUAGUUAUCUGUAAACAUCAUUAGAAAUCCGUUGUGUAAGGAACGCCUGCUUGUGCUUAAGUUCACUUAGCAGACAGUUGCAUUUGCUUUGUAUUUUAUAAAAACUAGGAUCGUGCCCAUUGCUACGGGCUACAAAUUA
Setaria italica (foxtail millet) is the source of this 2225-nucleotide messenger RNA. RefSeq names its product B3 domain-containing protein Os03g0619800. The record is from RefSeq and is a predicted model, not a curated record. Gene Ontology annotation, molecular function: DNA binding. Lineage: Eukaryota; Viridiplantae; Streptophyta; Magnoliopsida; Poales; Poaceae. The transcript has 7 exons. The coding region runs from base 315 to 1937 and encodes 540 amino acids.